This is a messenger RNA of Coregonus clupeaformis (lake whitefish), 1121 nucleotides long. RefSeq names its product proline rich Gla (G-carboxyglutamic acid) 2 (gene prrg2). Bases 279 to 905 code for a protein of 208 amino acids. The record is from RefSeq and is a predicted model, not a curated record. Gene Ontology annotation, molecular function: calcium ion binding. NCBI's taxonomy places the organism in Eukaryota, Metazoa, Chordata, Actinopteri, Salmoniformes, Salmonidae. The transcript has 7 exons. Gene Ontology annotation, cellular component: extracellular region.
GAGCACAAGGUAUGUUGUAAAACCGGUAUCUCGUCUGACAUUAUAGGCAGGGUGUUUGUCUAACAGGUACAUUUUAGUAGAUAUUUUACCAUUUUUAGCACACAAAAAAAACGUUCUAAUAUCAACAAUUGAAUUAGCAUAUAAUAGCUCAUAGUAAUGGUUGAAGUUAUGCAAAGCCUGGGUGAGCGAGUUGUAAAUAGAGGAUAAAAUAUUCAGUUUUUCACAAGUUUCGAGGCGAAAACACACCGAGGACACAGGUUGUCUCUCCUGCUUGAGAAAUGACAGGCUUGGCAGAGAUAUGUAUUGGCAUGCUGUCGCUGCUCCCCCUGGCUUGGGCCAGAGUUGUCUACAACCACAAUGAAGUGUUCCUGGGACAACAGUCUGCGUCCUCAUACCUGUCUCGCUCUCUGCUCUGGAACAAGUGGGACCUGGAGCUGGUGACGCCAGGUAACCUAGAGAGGGAGUGCGUGGAGGAGAUUUGCACCUACGAGGAGGCCAGGGAGGUGUUUGAGGACACAACCCAAACGAAUGUUUUUUGGAGCACAUAUACCACCAGUCACAACACAGCGCCCAGUGUGGAUGUGUCGGGUCUAGUGGCAGGGAUCUUGGCUAUUCUAGUGUCUGCUGUCAUAGCCACGGUGCUGGGCUGCUAUUGUUACAAGAACAAGGCUGGUAGGACGGCAGGCAGUGCUCCAGUGAGGAUGGAUGUGGAUGGCCAGCCUCCUCCAGAGACAGUGCCUCUCACUGGGAUCAUCGCCCCAGGACUGCCCUCCUACGGUGAAGCCCUGACCCGCAGUGGGCAGCAUGACGCGCCCCCGCCACCUUACUCUGGGGGAGCGCAAUCAGAACCUCCUGACCCAGCUAACAAUGCUGAGAUUACUGCGAAUACUGAGGACACUGAGUGAAAAGGAGGGAAGGACAUUUUAAAAAGGGGCAUUCAUGAAGUGUGGGUGUAUGUUACAAGCUUCAAUUGGAGUUCUGGACUGUUAUAAGUGAGCACAGCUGUAAACAUUUCCAUUUCAAUUCCUGUGAGUUGUUGAAAUAGGCAUGGUAUACAGUAUCUCACAAAAGUGAGUACACCCCUCACAUUUUGGUAAAUAUUUGACUAUAUAUUUUCAUGU